GCCAAUUUCUGAUUUACAGCUAGAGUCGCUCUUUUGGAUAUUUGGUGUGUGUUAAGUGGAAUCCCGUAUUUGGUAUUGGUCAGAUAUCUGUCUUUUUGAUGAUUUCGUACGGUUCUUGUUGAUUGCGCUUGUAAAUAAUUGACGUUUUUGGCAAAACUGCAAGAAACGCGUUCAAGAUGCCUCGGGAAACGGCUUCACGGUCACACAGACUGCGUGAUCAUGAAGAUGUCUACUACGACGAGGAGAGCUUCUCGCGGAAAAGAGAACAUCUGCUGAACAGGAACGCAAGCCACCACGGUCACACUAUUGAUUCCCGUGACAGAAGAAGAAAGAACUACGCGACCGAGGGAGAAUUCUUGCAGGACGAACAUGGAGACACCUAUAACUACAGCACCAAGGAAAACUCCAGAGGCGGGCACCAUCAAAGCCGAAGCGGGGGCAAUAGGACAACAGCAAGAACGCGGCAAGACAGGGUUCAGGGCGAGUGCGACGCCAGUCUGCAGCGGAUGUGUCAGUAUCUGGAGCAAUCCGACGAGAUGAAAAACGCGAUUUUGCAUCGCAUGGCAACCAGCUCCGAGAAAAUGGAGCGGAUCGCCCGCAACAACGAAUACAUCAACGCCGAUAUCGACCGGGGAGACGCGUUGUUGGACCAAAUGUCCGGCAACAAGUGCAGCCAGGCGCUGGGCGACCUUGCGGACCGGCUGGAUCCGAAGAGCGCCAUGUGGAAGAGCAUGGUUCCAGGUGGUGCCGGUUCCAGCGGGUUUCUCCCUCCAUCUGUCAGCGGCUUGUUCGGAGACGGUGCGGCAAAGAAUUGUUCCGAUCGCAAUCUCCCCUCGACGGGGUCAACUACACCGGAGAGGCCAGGUGGCGUUUCUGCAUCGAGCAGCAACAGCAGCGGGAAAAAAUCCAGAAAGGGCUUGGGGACGAUCGAGGAACAAGCGGCUCAUAGAGCAGGCGGUGCAAGCGGGGGUACAGCUGCGAUAGACGUCGGCUCGGAAGAACAGCACGGAUUAGACCGUGAAAAGUUCGUGUACGGAGACACGUUUAAGAUCUACUCCGUCGUGCAUCCCUCCCGAAGAACCGCAGGGACGAAGCACAAAGCAGCUGCCAAAGUAGAAGCAGAUCAUAACAAGACGAGUGAUCAAGACGUCAUCGAUUGCGACUUUCAGACGACGCCCAUUCUGCACCAGGGCUGGCUGCAGAAACGCGGCCGCUAUUUCUGGAAUGGAAUGAAACCUCGGUACGCCGUGCUGGCCGGCCACACAUUGGCCUACGCACCGAGCCCUGGCGAUUUGAUUCGGCGCCAAUUUUCCGGAAAGAUCGUACUCGAACCCGGGUCGGAAGUAAAGGCAACUACACCCUCAUCGUCGGCCACUUCCAGUAAGGAAAAGAGUGGAGCUGGUACAAACGGAAACCAGGCCGCCGACGAUAUGGAGAAGCCUAGCACUUCAACCGCCUCGUCGACCACGUUCAGCAUUACGGGGUGGGAUUAUUUCGAGUUUGAGCCCGACCUCGACCUGCAAGGGACAACAUCGGUGACAGGUGCUACAACAGACGCCGCGACAGGCGAAAAGUCUUCCUCGUCAAGUGCAGCGGAUAGUCGGUCGAAAAAGCGAAUCAAGCCGAAGUGGCGAACUUGGUUGUUUGAGGCAGAGAAUCCAGAUUCUUGCCGCAUUUGGAUGCAAUUGCUGUCUCGAGCCGCGUCAGGUCACUACAGCACGGCACUGGUGCCGGGAAAAGGUAAGUAUUGUUUUCGUCCCCUCAUUAUCAUUUUGACGUGCCGGCGCCGCGCGCCUUUCGAGGUUGAUGUAAGCGCUGCGUCACGCCUUAUUCUUCCACUCAGUUACUGACUCCUCGUCCAAUGGCCAUAAUGAAAAUGAAAUUGCAUUGCAGGCAUGACCGCUGUUACGGAGGCGCGGCUGCAGAGAGCAGAACUUACCGAUCGGGAGCGUCGUGCGCUGCUGCAGGGUUACGAUGGCGCAACUGGGGCAAACCAGGGGGCAAGCACGAGCUCCUGCACACGCAAAUCAAAGGAGGACAACAGGUGGGAUCGUUUGGAAGCUCUCCUCGACGGGCUACACUGCGGUGCGCAGAUCAUCGGCCAGGAAGCGAGGAAGCAGUCCCACCUGAUCAAAAACAUGAAUGCCAACUUAUCACAUUCCGAUCGCAGGCUGGCCGACCAACAGGCCCGCAUGAAGGACAUUAUGCGGAAAUGAUUAUGUGAAUGUGAAGCAAAGGCUGGAGGUCCUGGUGCUGUUGCAGUUGAUCUCACGCAAGUGCUUGACGGGCGAACCGAAGAGGCUGCAAUGGUCCAGGUUGGGUUUAUGCUCACACUAGCACGUCGCAACUUUGUACUGAGUAAUUGCAGUGUUUAAUUUGAAUGAGUCUUGGCGUUGCAGUGAUGCUACGACUGCUAGGUCUACUUCUCCGAAGACGUGAGAAUGAAAAACAAUACAAAAAAAGAAUGUGUGCGCGCGGAGAUGAAUUCUGAGCGGGAUGCUCCGCAAUUGCUUGGCAGGAAAAGAUUUUGCUGUUCACUUCUAGUAAAAA
Molecule: messenger RNA, 2550 nt
Organism: Amoebophrya sp. A120
Lineage: Eukaryota; Dinophyceae; Syndiniales; Amoebophryaceae
Source: the annotation of a GenBank genome assembly